CCCGUGACGACGUGCAGUGACAAAGCGGCCUAAAAUACUUGAAAGUGAUUUAAAACUUUAGAUAAAGUAAACAAUUAAUAAAUAAAAAAACAAUGAAAACGAUAAAAUAUCUUGAAAUUGUGUAGUAAAAAUUAAACAAAACUUUUUUAUUUCGUAUUUCAAAACUUAGAUAAAUAAAGAGUGAAACUCACAUCAUAAUCGAAAUAAGUGUUUAGUGACUACUAUAAACUAUGAACUAAGCAGUUUCAUCAUGUUAUUGAUAACAUCGGUAGUGAUGUUCCUAAGACGAGUUAUUUUUGGGAAAAACGUCGAAACAUUUUAAAUUGACACGUAUGAUUUAACUAGUUGUUUCAAAGUGUUAGUGAAGUGAAUCAGUGUUGCGAUGGGUACGGAGUUGGAGAUACAGAAUUUUAUUAACUGCACGCAGCAGGCCUUGGGUUCUGAUUUAUCUUGGGAUACGCUGAAUGUCUCUCAAAUACUGGACUUGUUGCCGAAUCAAAUUCUUGAGGACAUGAAUUUGAAAAUCACUCUUGGCAACUGCAUGGGCUUAGGAAAGAGGCCGUAUAGCCCUCCCUGGUGGGGACAGCUGGCCUGGUUUGUGCUGUUCGCUGUGAUGCUGCUGCUCGCGGUGCUGGGAAACACUUUAGUUAUAUGGAUUGUAUUAGCUCACCGUCGUAUGCGGACAGUGACAAACUGCUUUCUCGUGAACUUGGCGUUCGCUGAUCUUCUUAUGGCGACAUUGAAUGGUGCUCCAAACUUCAUAUUUUUGGUGACAGCGGAUUGGCCCUUCGGAUCAGUGACCUGCACCGCCAGCAAUUUUACCGCAAACUUGACUGUAUCGGCUGGCGUUUUCACCCUAGUUGCUAUAACCGUGGACAGGUAUGUGGCGAUAGUGAAACCACUGCAACACCGACUGAGCCGCAGCGUCGCACGUGCAGCCUUAUUCACGGUGUGGUUCGCCAGCGUGCUGCUAGCCUUGCCAAGCUUACUCUACUCAGACACGUAUACAAAAAAGUACAUAAAUGGGGAACGAGAAAUAUGUUUCAUAAAAUGGCCGGAUGGCAGUUACCCUACUUCGCGGACAGAUUACUGUUACAACCUCGUGUUCUUGGCUGUAACUUAUGUAGUUCCUAUGUCUGUGAUGGUGUGGGCUUACGUUAAAAUGAGCGCAGCUCUUCAAGGAAGAACGAUAGGGGAAUGCACCCAUCACCAGAUGCAAGUGGUUAGAUCAAAACGGAAGGUGGUGAGGAUGUUCGUCCUGGUGGUGAUGGUAUUCGCGCUUUGUUGGCUGCCGUACCACGCUUACUUCGUGCUGGUGUAUCAUCACCAAUCAUUAGCUUCGUCGCCGUUCGCUCAGCAUGUUUACCUUGGUUUUUAUUGGCUAGCCAUGGCCAAUUCAAUGUUUAACCCGCUAAUAUACUACUGGAUGAGUAACAAAUUCCGGCUAUACUUCAAAUUAGUGCUGUGUUGGUGCAUUACCAAGAAAACAACGUCGCCUAGCAAUCUGAAAAAGCAAUUUGAAAUGAACAAAUCCUUUUCCGUGAGCCAGCGACAUCGCGACGCGUCAUCGUUUAGCCGUGCAUGACAAUCACGAAGGCGGAGCAAUUUGUCCCGCUCAUCCCCAGCCAAUGAUCAAUCGAAUGGUACUUCGAUCUUCACAAAUGGUGUUGCAGUCAAAACGAACCCCCGGUGUGAUUCGGACAGCGACAAACAUUACCAUGUUUGUGAAGAUAAAUUGUGAACUGGGUUUGGCUUAUGAGGGUGUGUAUGAACUUUAAUUUUGAUAAUUAAUAUCUAAUAUGUUGAAGUGUAUUUAUUAAUUAUGUCCAAAUUGGUUUUAUGUCAUUCGCUUAUCAUACUAUGCUAUGUUAAAACUAUUUCAAAGGUUAAAAUAAUAGUCCACUUACAGUAAUUAGUCAUUGAUCUUAAGCUAAUGACUCUUUAGAGAGUAAGUCAUUAAACUAAUACGGCAGAUCACUUAACCUUAUUGUAAAUUAACUUUAAUCUUAACUUGACAUUUGUAUAUACUUA
Vanessa atalanta (red admiral) is the source of this 2031-nucleotide messenger RNA. RefSeq names its product tachykinin-like peptides receptor 86C (gene NGR-A33). NCBI's taxonomy places the organism in Eukaryota, Metazoa, Arthropoda, Insecta, Lepidoptera, Nymphalidae. The record is from RefSeq and is a predicted model, not a curated record. The coding region runs from base 383 to 1585 and encodes 400 amino acids. Gene Ontology annotation, cellular component: plasma membrane. Gene Ontology annotation, molecular function: tachykinin receptor activity. The transcript is spliced from 11 exons. Gene Ontology annotation, biological process: G protein-coupled receptor signaling pathway.